Messenger RNA from Verruconis gallopava, 1727 nucleotides. RefSeq lists its product as uncharacterized. Gene Ontology annotation, cellular component: cytoplasm. Gene Ontology annotation, biological process: carboxylic acid metabolic process. Gene Ontology annotation, molecular function: pyridoxal phosphate binding; carboxy-lyase activity. Lineage: Eukaryota; Fungi; Ascomycota; Dothideomycetes; Venturiales; Sympoventuriaceae. The transcript has 2 exons. The record is from RefSeq and is a predicted model, not a curated record. Bases 55 to 1653 code for a protein of 532 amino acids.
GUGCACUCUCCGUCACCCUGAUUUUCGUGGAGAGUGAUAAGGCUAGACCCAAUUAUGAGUAGAGCCAAAGAGGUCUCAGACCUGUUAUUAGAUGUGAAAAAUCUUGUCGACCCAUUCUUAGACGCAGCAGAUCGUGAUAUUGUGAUAGACCAUGUGGAAAACGUCUCGGAGCAAGAUAAUCAUCAAACUAGGACUGCGCUGUUGGAAUGUCUUCCUCGAGAGAAGCUUGAGCAACUUCUGGACUUAAAACUGCCGGAACAGGGAAAUGGCAAGGAUGGAUUGCUGAUGACCAUCGAAAAGAUUCUGAAGUACUCUGUCAACACGUGGGAUCAAGGAUUUAUGGACAAGCUUUUCUCCUCCACGAAUGCCGUGGGGGUUGCCUCCGAGUAUCUCCUCGCGAUCUUAAAUACAAACGUCCAUGUCUACCAGUGCUCGCCCGUUCUCACCCUCGUCGAGAAGUAUACUGCGCGGGCGCUAGCCGAGCUCGUUGGAUUCGAAAACGCCCCCUAUAUGGGUGGCAUAUGUCAAAAUGGUGGAAGCGCUUCAAACUCACUGUCCAUUCUCGUGGCUCGAAAUACGAUGUUCCCCCAGACGAAGACGGACGGUUACGGGGAGAAAAAGUUUGUUCUCUUCACCUCGAAGCAUGGCCACUAUUCCGUGGAGAAGGCUGCACAAAUGUUCGGCUUCGGUUCUCAUGCUGUGAGGAGCGUUCCGGUAGAUAUAGAAGGCCGUAUGAUUCCUACAGAACUUUCAAAGAUGAUCAAAAAGUCCCGAGAGAGCGGAGAGACGCCAUUCUACGUUAAUGCCACAGCCGGCACCACCGUGCUAGGGAGCUUUGAUCCCUUCGAUGAGUUGGCUGCAAUUUGCAAAAGCGAAAAUCUGUGGCUCCAUGUCGAUGGAUCCUAUGGAGGUUCCAUCCUAUUUUCAGAAAACUUGCGCAAGGAUCGGAUGCGAGGACUGUGCAAAGCCGACACCUUUGCGAUAACGCCGCAUAAGAUGUUGGGCGUACCCAUCACCUGUUCCUUUCUCAUAGGCAGAGAUAUGAGACAGUUUUACGCAGCCAAUACAAUUGAUGCGGAAUAUUUGUUCCACCAGAGCAACCACGAGAGUGCCACGUACGAUCUUGGCCAUUUCACACCUCAGUGUGGGCGAAAGGGUGACGCUUUGAAGAUGUUUCUCGGUUGGCUAUUCUAUGGCCGACAAGGGUACGGCCAGAAGCUGGAAUGUGCUUACGAAAUGGCGAAUCAUCUAUACCGGGUCUUGUCUACACGCGAAAACGUUGUUAUGGUUUCUAAAUAUCCACUGCCGUGUGUAAGUGUCCCAUGUUUGUGCCAAUGCAAACGAAAUAACUUACAUGCUCUUCACCAGAUGCAAGUAUGUUUUUACUGGGCACGCGACGGUAGACUUAGUGAGAAAAAGGAGGUAAAUUCAAGGAUUACAGAGAGAAUAGCCAAUCGACUCAUAUCGAUGGGUUUCAUGAUCGAUUACGCGCCUGGUGAGCAGGGUAAAUUCUUUAGAGUUGUAAUAAAUAGAGAGGUCCGCAGGGAGACUAUCGAGGCAUUGGUGCGAGCAAUUGAGAAAGCUGCACAGCAGGUGACAGCAGACGGUUCUGAUAAGCCGUACACAGAAACUGGGGAACAGCUUCGCGUUUGAUUACUGAUAAAGGGCUCAUUUCGAAAUAGAUGCUUUUAGUAAGAUAGGAAGUCCGAACACAUGUACAGAACCUG